CGCGCCGUCUCUUGCACGGCCCCAUCGCGAUGUCGUCCUCUGUGAGCAGUGUCAGCGAGCUGAAGGCGAAGCGCCCGUGGACGAGCUACGUCUGCUCUGUCAAUGCCUACGUAUCCGGGAUGAAGGAAGACCUAGGACUGGAGGGCAAUCAGCUCAACUACAUCACCACGGCAUGGACAUGCGGUUACGUUAUUGGGCAGAUCCCUUCCAACCUCCUGCUCACACGCAUCCGCCCGUCGAUCUGGAUCCCCGCCAUGGAGCUCCUUUGGAGCGCCCUCACCAUGAUCCUGGCCUCGACGAAGAAUUUCAGCAGCGUGCUAGCGAUUCGCUUCUUCGUGGGCCUCGCGGAAUCGACCUUCUACCCUGCCAUCCAAUACGUGAUCGGUAGUUGGUACAAGGGCGAAGAACUGGCCAAACGAGCUUGCAUUUUCCACACCGCCAGUGCCAUUGGCCCGAUGUUCAGUGGUUUCUUGCAAACGGGUGCCUACAACGGCCUGAACGGCGCGCAUGGGCUGCCCGGGUGGAAAUGGCUCUUCAUCAUCGACGGCAUCAUCACCGUGCCCAUAGCCCUCCUCGGCUUUCUCAUUAUGCCUGACCUCCCGCACACCAUGAAGCCGAACAUGUUCUACGACGAGGCGCAGCUGCGGAUAGCGGUGGCGCGGAUGGACCAGGUCGGGCGUAAGCCGCCGACGCACUUCACAAGGGAGAAGGUCAUUGGGUUCUUCAAGACGUGGCAUCUUUACGUGCUUGUUCCGCUUUACAUUCUGUUCAACAACGGCAGCUACGCCUCGCAGUCGAUGAUCUUCUGGUUCAAGAGCUUCAACCAGGAGGAGCACGGCCGGUCCUUCACGAUUGGCCAGAUCAACACGUAUCCCCUAGGACAGAAUGUCAUGCAGGUCAUUACGACCCUCGUCUGGGCCUGGUGGUCCGACGCGGUCGAGCUGCGGUGGCCGCCGAUGCUGUUGGCUGGAACGUGGAACAUGUCCGUCGCGAUCGCCCUCGCAGCGACGCCUGUGUAUACGCACAUCGGGCGGCGGUGGGCGUUGUACUAUAUGACGACCGUGACGGGUGGCCUGUCCGGCCUGAUUCUGGCGUGGGCGAACGAGCUCACGGGCGGGGAUAGCGAAAAACGCUCCUUCGUCGUCGCGAACUGCAACGCCUUUGCCUACGUCUUCCAGGCGUGGUUGCCUAUCCUCCUCAUCCCCCAGGUCGAGCAGCCGAGGGUGCUGAAGGGUAACAUUGGCACCGCGUGUAUCAACUUUGGGAUGAUGUCCUUCGCCAUGCUCACCCUCUACCUCUCGCGCCGCGACGAGAAGCGGGCGGCCGCGAAGGAGAAGGUGGGGCUGGAAGAGGGCCCUGUGAAUGCGGUGGAGGAAGAUCUUUCGAGGAAGAAUUCGAUAGACAAGGUGCUGCCAGCGGCGUUGCCGGUAUUGUAAGGUGGCAUGGGUGUUGUAGGCGUGGCCACUCACUCACUACCAAGUGUUGAGAUUGAAGCGGAAGG
Schizophyllum commune H4-8 is the source of this 1501-nucleotide messenger RNA. Its product is annotated as MFS general substrate transporter. Gene Ontology annotation, cellular component: membrane. The transcript has 20 exons. Lineage: Eukaryota; Fungi; Basidiomycota; Agaricomycetes; Agaricales; Schizophyllaceae. Gene Ontology annotation, biological process: transmembrane transport. Gene Ontology annotation, molecular function: transmembrane transporter activity. The record is from RefSeq and is a predicted model, not a curated record. Bases 30 to 1436 code for a protein of 468 amino acids.